CCUUGAUAUUUUUUUGCUUCGAGAGCUUCUGCUUCCAACGCACAGCAGUUGUUCAAUAGACGAUCUGUUCGGUACUCUGUUGGCAAUUGUGAUAAAACCCAGAGUCUCCAAAAUUCAACAAUGGCAACAUCUCAACCCCCCGUUCGCUUUACUUCCCACAGAAAUUUUGCGUAUCGCCUGGUUCUUGCGACACUUACGGGUCGCACGGUGCAUAUUUCUCAAAUCCGGUCUUCAUCUCCCACGAAUCCUGGUCUUGCGCCUUACGAAAUUUCCUUUCUGCGUCUUCUAGAUUCCGUUACAAAUGGCUCGCAAAUGGAGAUCUCCUACACGGGUACCAUUCUGGUGUACAAACCUGGUCUGAUCACGGGAAGCACGACAAGCGGCGGUGUGGUUCAGCAUGAGCUUCCAGCAGGAUGCACACGCGGAGUCAGCUAUUUCCUGCUUCCUCUUUGUCUUCUAGCGCCGUUCUCCAAGGCGCCGAUGAAAGUUCUUUUCACCGGCCCCGGGGUGAUUACCUCUGCCACUCCGACGGGUGAUAUGUCUGUCGACAGCGUGCGAACCGCUAUCCUCCCGCUUUACAAUCACUUCGGUAUAUUCAAUAACAUCGAGAUUCGUGUUCUACGAAGAUCCAAUCCGGGCCCGAAUGGUAAGGGAGGGGGCGGCGAAGUCCAGCUGAUCUUUGGUCAUCAAGUCCGUCUUCCUAAGACCCUUCAUUUGAUGAAUCCGGGGAGAAUAAAGAGAGUUCGUGGCGUUGCGUAUUCCGUCGGUGUUUCGGGAUCAAACAAUGCAAGAAUGAUCGAAACAGCCCGUGGGAUCCUCAAUCCCUUAGUUCCUGACACCUACGUUUUCUCCGACGUGUCAUCUGCGCCCCUUAUUCCAGCCCCUGAAAAGAACAACCCUUCAGCGAAGAAAAAGAUCGGUCUUGGUUUCGGUCUGUCUUUGGUUGCCGAGUCUUCAACCGGGUGCUUGUUCUCUGCGGACGUUAUAUGCCCGCCUUCAGGUGGUCAGCCGCCCGAGGAUAUUGGUAAGCGGUGUGCGUAUCAGUUGCUUGAAACCAUAUCCAAGGGAGGCUGUGUCGCCCCGGCCGCGGCACCAACGAUGUUCACUCUUAUGACCAUGGGCUCGGAAGAUGUCGGUCGCAUACAGGUUGGGCGAGAGGUGAUUGCAGACGAGAAUCUGAUUCAACUAGCUAGGGAUAUGGCAAAGUUUGGCGCCCCAGGGUGGGGUAUGAGGGACGCCAGCGAUGAAAACGGCAACAGCGAUGUUAUUGUCAGCGUGGUUGGAAGAGGCAUUGGUAAUGUCGGGAGGAAGGUUGCUUGAGUAUACACACAAUCUGAGCAACUCACGUGCGUCCUGGUUUCAAUCUGCACCUGCUUUAGGAGUUCUGCUCCUUUUCCCUAUUAUGAGUUCUGAACUGUCGCUGGCUUCGAAGCCACAUGGAUGGGCGCCAUGUUGUUUGAACCCACGGGUGGCAUUGACCGACUCAUCAACGAUAGCAGCCCAACCCACCUCCGUGAGACAACAAGGAUCAUCGACAAGCGCAAUCCCAAAAAGCGCAAUCUUGACCUAGCGCGAGCUCGGGGUUCAAGCCUUUCUAACCAUGCUUGUCGUCCAACCUGAAACAGGAGCGAAGACCCAGCCUCUAGUUCGAUCAGGAACCCUGGGAUUCACCUGAUACUCUCUCUCCAGCAAUGAUGGGUGCUAUGCCCCUCUGAUGCCUGGGUAGUUACGCAAUAGAUGGUUCCGUACGUGGAGUUCCACUAUCGUGAAGAUAAAAACUUAAGAGAAAUAGCCAUUCCUAUAGCUAAUAAUAGGAUACACAAAAGCAUUCUAAUGAGAUACAAUUGCAAACAGAACAAUAUUCAC
Messenger RNA from Monascus purpureus, 1866 nucleotides. The record is from the annotation of a GenBank genome assembly. NCBI's taxonomy places the organism in Eukaryota, Fungi, Ascomycota, Eurotiomycetes, Eurotiales, Aspergillaceae.